AUGUUCGCACGACAGAUUGGGAGGAACGUCCAGGUUUACGUGGACGACAUGCUAGUGAAAAGCCGGAGGGAGGAGGAUCACCUGGCGGAUCUCAAAGAAACGUUCGAUACACUUCGCUCCUUCAACAUGAAGCUCAAUCCAGAAAAGUGUGCCUUCGGAGUUACGGCAGGAAAGUUUUUAGGAUUUAUGGUGUCCCAGAGGGGAAUCGAGGCAAACCCGGACAAAAUACGGGCAAUCAUAGAGAUGACACCACCAAGGAAUGUGAAGGAAGUGCAAAGCCUUAAUGGAAAAAUAGCGACACUGAAUAGAUUCGUAUCAAGGGCAACAGAUAAGUGUUUACCCUUCUUCCGAACGCUAAAGAAAUCCUUCGAGUGGACUGCCGAGUGCCAGCGGGCAUUCGAAGAAUUGAAAGCUUACCUCUCCUCCCCCACCGCUGCUGAGCCCGACACAGCCAGGAGAGGAGCUUUUUCUCUAUUUAGCCAUCUCCCCGGCAGCUUGACGGCAGCCCGCAAGCUCAAGCCGUACUUUCAAGCCCAUACGGUGAAUGUUCUGACUGACAAGCCGUUACAACGGGCGAUGAGCAAUCCCGAGGCCGCUGGUCGAUUGGCAUUGUGGGCUAUAGAGCUGAGCGAGUUUGAUAUCCAGUACCGCCCACGGACUGCCGUCAAGGGACAGGUCAUCGCAGACUUCAUAGCUGAAUUCACCCACGACGAAGUCAAGGGGGCAGAGGAGUCCCCUCAUUGGAGUAUAUAUACGGACGGGUCAUCCAACAAACAAGCCGAAGGAGCCGGCAUCGUGCUAAUAUCGCCCGAAGGAGACACCAUCGAGUGUAUGGUCCGCCUCGACUUCCUCGCUACCAACAACGAAUCGGAGUAUGAAGCGCUGAUAGCAGGGCUCGACCUCGCCAAAGUAGCAGGAGCCACAAGGGUAGUCAUCUACUGCAAUUCUCAGGUCAUUACUAACCAAAUAAAUGGAGACUACGAAUGCAAGGGCGAAAGGAUGAAGAAAUAUCUUGACAAACUAAGGGCGAGAGUGGAUGACCUGGAAGCUAAAGUCGUCCAAAUUCCUAGAGGAGAAAACGAGCGAGCCGACCGCCUCGCAAAAGCCGCUUCAGCAGAACAAAUGGUCAUCCCGGGUAAUGUACUCUCGUUCGUUCAGCUUUCUCCGCUAAUAAAUCCAAGAAACGUGCAGGAAAUAUGCUCCGAGAACAGCUGGACCACGCCAAUAGUCUCAUAUUUGAAAGACGGGGUCUUACCAGACGAGAAGGAGGCUGCGAGGAAACUUAAGGUCCGGGCGGCGAGAUUCGUCCUAAUAAAAGACGUCCUGUACAAAAGGGGCUUCUCCCGACCAUAUUUGAGAUGUUUGGGUACGGAAAAAGCGGAUUACGUCAUGAGAGAGGUACAUGAAGGAGUCUGCGGAAACCACUCAGGGUCUAGAUCAUUGGUGCACAAGCUCAUACGAGCUGGGUACUAUUGGCCCACCAUGCAGAAAGACGCCGAAGCCUACGUCAGGACCUGCGACAAAUGCCAAAGAUUCAGCAAUAUCAUUAGGCAACCAACUGAAGAACUAACCCCGAUGACGGCCCCAUGGCCAUUCGCACAGUGGGGGUUAGACAUUAUGGGACCCUUCCCUACAGCAGCACGACAGCUAAAGUUCCUGGUGGUAGGCAUUGACUAUUUCACAAAAUGGGUGGAAGCUGAAGCUUUGGCCAUAAUCACGGAGAAGAACGACGACGGCAAGGACACCCACAGGGGAGACACCAUUCCGACUGACGUAUGGAGGCGAAGCGGUCAUUCCGGCAGAAGUUGGGCUCACAAGCUACAGGGUGCACAACCACGACGAGAACAAAAACGACGAGGCUAUGCGACUACAGCUAGACCUAGUAGACGAGAUCAGAGCAGUAGCAGAACAAAGGCUCGCUCGGUACCAGGACCGUAUGACUAA
This is a messenger RNA of Quercus robur (English oak), 1944 nucleotides long. RefSeq lists its product as uncharacterized. The record is from RefSeq and is a predicted model, not a curated record. Gene Ontology annotation, molecular function: nucleic acid binding; RNA-DNA hybrid ribonuclease activity. The transcript is spliced from 3 exons. NCBI's taxonomy places the organism in Eukaryota, Viridiplantae, Streptophyta, Magnoliopsida, Fagales, Fagaceae. Bases 1 to 1944 code for a protein of 647 amino acids.